This is a messenger RNA of Vollenhovia emeryi, 950 nucleotides long. RefSeq lists its product as uncharacterized. Lineage: Eukaryota; Metazoa; Arthropoda; Insecta; Hymenoptera; Formicidae. The transcript is spliced from 2 exons. The coding region runs from base 145 to 696 and encodes 183 amino acids. The record is from RefSeq and is a predicted model, not a curated record.
GGACAGCUCUGAAAUAGAUGGUCCAAACAUAAAAAUUUGGCCAUCGUAAUCGGUCGCGUGCAUAACAUCACGAGCAAGGGCAUGUCGCACCGUACAUUCUCUUAAUUGCCACGUUUGUACCUUGACUCAUCGCUUUUACUCAAAAUGCCAAAAGAUAUACCGUUUCAUAAGCUUUGUAAGAAAAGUAAAAUACGGAGAUUGAAUGCUGAAGAUGCCGAGAAAUCCGAUUCAACUGAUUCUUCGAUUGAGUUUCAUCAAUCGCCUGAGCAGCAAUACGCUUCCAUUGCAAGCACUAUUUAUGAAAUACCAGAUUUUCCUGAUUUUCAAGAUCUUUCUGAUCAUUCUAAUCUCCCUCAAUCUGAAUCUUCUCAUGAUUUUGAACUUUCUCAAUGUGAAUCUUCUCAUUCUAUACUUUCUCAUUAUUCUGACAAUUUCAACUCUUCUGAUAAUGCUCUCUCACACUCAUUUCAUUCAAGCACUUCAAGCAGUUCUCAGUCUAGCAUAAGUUCAGUUUCUAAGAAUUCGAAAGUACUUGAAUUUCUUCGCGGGUGGGGUUUAAAGCAUAAUAUAACGCAUGAAGCUAUUUCAGAUUUACUUAAAGGCCUAAAAGAAAAUCACAAAUGUUUUGCCGAUGAUGAGUUGAAUGCUAGAUUUCCUAUCAGCGCACGAACAUUGUUAAAAACAGAAAAAAAGUAAUUAAAAAGGUUGUUGAUCCUGGUUUUUAUAUUCACAUAGGAUUACAAAAACAAUUACUACAAAUUGCUCCUAAAUAUUUUAAAAACACAAAUUCUUUUAAGUUAUUAAUAAACAUUGAUGGAUUACCUCUAUUCAAAAGCUCGUCCGAUCAAGUGUAUCCAAUAUUAUGUACUGUAGUAUCUAUUCCACGAUUACGCAACAAAGUAUUUCCUAUAGGUAUAUAUUAUGGGAAAGAAAAACCUGCAAGUUUAGAA